Kogia breviceps (pygmy sperm whale) is the source of this 605-nucleotide messenger RNA. NCBI's taxonomy places the organism in Eukaryota, Metazoa, Chordata, Mammalia, Artiodactyla, Physeteridae. The record is from RefSeq and is a predicted model, not a curated record.
ACCGGACCCACAGCCACCACGAACAGCAAAGGUCGAUAUCCAACGCAGCCAACCUACCCAGUGCAGCCUCCUGGGAAUCCUGUGUACCCUCAGACCUUGCAUCUUCCUCAGGCUCCACCCUAUACUGAUGCUCCACCUGCCUACUCAGAGCUCUAUCAUCCGAGCUUUGUGCACCCGGGGGAUGCCACAGUUCCCACCAUGUCAGCUGCAUUUCCUGGCACCUCAUUGUAUCUUCCCAUGGCCCAGUCUGUGGCUGUUGGACCUUUAGGUUCCACAAUUCCCAUGGCUUAUUAUCCAGUUGGUCCCAUCUGUCCACCUGGUUCAGCAAUGCUGGUGGAAGGAGGGUAUGAUGCAGGUGCCAGAUUUGGAGCUGGUGCUACUGCUGGAAACAUUCCUCCUCCUCCUCCUGGAUGCCCUCCCAAUGCUGCUCAACUCGCAGUCAUGCAGGGAGCCAAUGUCCUUGUAACUCAGCGGAAGGGAAACUUCUUCAUGGGUGGCUCAGAUGGUGGUUACCCCAUCUGGUGAAGAACCAAGGCCACCUCUGUGCCGGGAAAGACAUCACAUAUCUUCAGCACUUCUCACAAUGUAACUGCUUUAGUCAUAUU